AUGAGUCAAGGGAAUGUAACCAAACGCGAGUUAUGCGUGAAACGUAUGCGGGAGAUUCAUGAGCUGUCGAUGCUCGCCGCGGACAAUGUAAAUCAGAGACCGAACUUUCUCGUGCGAUAUCCCAUCGUGACCAAAUUGGUCGAGGACUUUGAGGCAGUCCACCUCAAGAUAAUACAAAACGCCUCAGAUGAAGAGUUCGAAACGGAGGAUUCGAUUCGCCGGGACUUUGACAAGAUGCGCUUCGCGGCCCCGGCCCAGACGUCAUCGGUCAAAUUGCCCAAGAUCUCCUUUCCGCAAUUUUCGGGAGAUCUCACGCUUUGGCCCUCGUUCAUCGCGUUAUACAACAUCUCUAUUCACGAGAACCGGAACGUCCCUACCAUAGAGAAGUAUCAAUAUCUGAUAUCCUGCUUGAAAGGAGAAGCGCUGAACGUCGUCAAGAACAUCCCUCUCUCCACUGAUAACUACGCGAUAGCUUAUGACGCCUUGAUUUUGCGAUAUCAAAACAAACGAGACUUGGCGGAUUAUCACGUGGACUUGAUGUUAAAAGCUCAGCCGUUGAAGUCGGAGUCGGCCGUCCCCCUGCGCACGCUGUUGAGCACCUUCACCGAGAACACGCGAGCAUUGAAUCUAUUAGGAUUUCCUACAAACGCUUGGGAUUAUCUCCUUCUCAAAUUCUUGCUGGAGAAGCUCCCUCGCUCGCUCCGCGAGAAGUUCGAAUCUGAACACCGGGCGGAGGAAAUACCGAAAUUCACGCAGCUCACAAAGUUCCUCUCUGAUCACUGCCGGGUUCUCGCGUCGGUAUCGGGCUCACAAAAUACGUCGCAAAAGUCUCAGUCGACUUCGUCAAAGAAUUCCGCGUCGGCUUCGUCGCUCGCAACUCGAACCGCCGAGUGUCCGGUAUGUAAAGAACAACACCCUGUUGCAAAAUGUUCUCGGUUCUUAAAGUUAGCACCCCGAGAGAGGCAUUCGACGGCUAAAGCUUCGAACUUGUGCUAUAACUGCCUCCGCGCGGGCCACAGCGUUAAUGACUGUCCAUCGUCGUGGACGUGUCAGUCGUGUAAGGCCAAACAUCACACGCUCCUGCAUUUUGAGCAGAACUCGGGCUCGGCGAAUGCACCCACAGACGCCGAACCACCCUCCGAAUCGGGGACAACGUCAUCGCAGGGAAGCGAACCCCUCGUUAGCAUGGCCAGUGUCGCGCGGUCGAACCCGAUCGUAUUGUUGUCGACGGUACAAGCCGAAGCGCUCGACGCACACGAAAAUCCCUUCCCCGUUCGUAUUCUGUUAGAUAGCGCGAGCCAGCUAAACUUUAUCUCCGAAAGUUGCAUGCAGAGGGGUGGUUUCGGACGAACCAAGUGCCAUACGGUAGUUCUCGCGGUAAAUGAUACAAGGGCGGCUGCAACUCGAGGCCGCAUCUCACUCGUAAUACAAGCACAGGGCAGGGAAAGCACGCGCACCCCAGUAGAGGCUACGAUUCUUCCGCGCAUCUUCGCCCCGUUACCUAGCAGUCAGGUCGAGCGAAGAGCGUGGAAACAUUUGAACGGAUUGCGGCUAGCUGAUCCGCGGUAUCACCGACCCGGUCCCAUCGACAUCCUGAUCGGCGCAGAAAUCUUCGCGUCGCUGCUUCGGGAUGGCCGUCGCGUGGGAAGGAAGGGCGAACCAGACGCCUUCAAUGCCGUCUUCGGCUGGGUUCUCGUCGGUUCGGUAUCGACGCAGGCGCCGGGAUCCACACAUUCGUUUAUGACUCUCGAUUCGUUGGACGCAUCUCUUAGUCGAUUUUGGCAACUAGACGAGAUUCCAUCGGUCCCACCGUAUUCGCAGGAGGAUAAACGUUGCGAGGAAUUAUUCGCUCAGACCACGCGUCGGGACGCGUCCGGUCGUUUAGUCGUAUCGUAUCCUUUCAAAAGGGAUAAACCUUGUUUUGUCGGCACGCGUCAAGUAGCCCUAAAUAGAUUUCGCGCACUUGAGCGUCGCUUUAAAUUAGAUGCAAAGUUUAAAUUGAACUAUAACAAAUUCAUGCAGGAUUAUUUGAAUAACGGUUAUAUGAAACUGAUUGAACGGCCGUUCCCGGUGGACGGACCUGUAUUCUAUUUGCCCCAUCAUGGGGUAGUCAAAUCGGAUAGCACUACCACAAAAUUGCGGGUCGUAUUUGACGCCUCGGCAAAGGAUUUGAACGGCGUUUCGUUGAACGACGUAUUGCGAUCCGGGCCUAAGUUACAGACGGAUAUAGUCGUGAUAUUGUUGAGGUUCCGGGUAGGCCGCGUGGCGCUCACUGCGGACGUCAGACAAAUGUUCCUUCGGAUCUUGGUCGAGCGCGGUCAAUGUGACUACCAGAGUCUGGCCAGCCAUCCGUCAGUCUUAGCAGGUCUCGAUCCAGAGCUUAGCAGUCAAUCAUUGCUAUCGUUUGAAUCCUCGGAAGAUCAGUUUCUCAAAGUUCUCGGACUUCGUUGGUAUCCUCAAACGGACAACUUCGGCUUUCAGGUCCACCCGUUGGACAGAGAUUGUACCAAACGCACCAUUCUCUCGGAACUGGCUCGUAUUUUCGACCCGUUAGGCUUUCUGACUCCCCUUACGUUUGCAGCUAAAAGACUGAUACAGCAACUCUGGGUGCUCAAAUUAGAGUGGGACGAUAGACCUCCUUCGGAAGUAUGUUCUCGAUGGGGACGAUACAAAUCGGAACUCCCCGCGCUAGCUUCCAUUCGCAUACCUCGUACUAUUGCCAUGGCCAACAUAAUCCGACGGGAGAUACACGGAUUUUGUGACGCGAGUGAACAGGGCUACGGAGCCGUUGUAUAUAUUAGAAUCGUCGCCGAGGACGGGGUACUGAUUCGAAUGCUCAGCGCCAAGUCAAAGGUGGCCCCGCUUAAGGCCAUCACCUUGCCGAGACUCGAGCUUUGCGCAGCCGUUUUACUGUCGGACUUAGCGGAGUAUAUCGGGAACAUCCUCCGGCCUAAGAUUACUAUCGACGGCACGUACGCGUGGUCUGAUUCCGAGGUCGCGCUCGCCUGGAUACGUUCGGCCCCCCACCGUUGGAAGACGUUUGUGCGCAAUCGUGUGGCCCGCAUCCAGUCCAACACAGAUAUCUCUUGCUGGAGACAUGUCGACACCAAGUCUAACCCCGCCGAUUGUUACUCAAGGGGCUUGUUUCCUCAAGAAUUAGUGGAUCACCAGCUUUGGUGGACCGGCCCUGCGUGGCUCGCCGAAUUCGAACCCACUCCAGAAACGAUAUUGGAGACUGACGAUUUUCCGGAGGAAGAAAAAUCUCGUGCUUUUGUUGUUGUAAAUCCUGCUGAUGUCGUAAACUCUGCUUCUGUUGUUGAUUCGCUUCUCGAUCGUUUUUCGUCAAUGGAUAAACUCGUUAGAAUAUUCUCUUAUUGUCUUCGUUUUGUUAAUAGACUCAAGUCGAAUUCACCUCACAGAACUCUUGUUGUAGACCAAGUCGAAUUCCAUUCGACCCUGCUAGAUCUCGUUAAAGUUGUUCAAUCUUGUCGCUUUGCAGAGGGUCUCGAUAGAUUGAAACGCAAUCAAAAUUGCUCCAAACCUCUGCGACAACUCGCCCCCUUCGUAGACGCGCGCGGAGUCCUCAGGGUGGGCGGUAGACUCACGCACUCCGCAAUAUCUCAUGAGGCCAAGCAUCCCGCGUUAUUGCCCGACUCGUUUUUGUUGGCUCUGAGGCGUUUCAUCGCUAGGCGCGGUCGCUGCUCGCGGAUCUACAGCGACUGCGGCACCAAUUUCGUGGGGGCUCAGCGCGAGCUCGUCAGCUGCAUGGAGGCGGCCUCAGGGCGAGAACAAAUCCAGUGGUCCUUUAACCCCCUUUCCGCGCCACACUUUGGUGGCCUCUGGGAAGCGGGGGUUAAGGCGACAAAAACCCACUUGAAACGCGUGGUGGGAGCGCAGAUCCUCACGGUGGAGGAAUUCAGUACCCUCCUAGCACAG
Temnothorax curvispinosus is the source of this 3936-nucleotide messenger RNA. RefSeq lists its product as uncharacterized. Lineage: Eukaryota; Metazoa; Arthropoda; Insecta; Hymenoptera; Formicidae. The transcript is spliced from 4 exons. The annotation marks the transcript as partial. The record is from RefSeq and is a predicted model, not a curated record. Gene Ontology annotation, molecular function: nucleic acid binding; zinc ion binding.